Molecule: messenger RNA, 3675 nt
Organism: Lasiodiplodia theobromae
Lineage: Eukaryota; Fungi; Ascomycota; Dothideomycetes; Botryosphaeriales; Botryosphaeriaceae
Exons: 3
Coding region: 1-3675 (1224 amino acids)
Biological process (GO): double-strand break repair via homologous recombination
Cellular component (GO): cytoplasm; chromosome
Molecular function (GO): 3'-5' DNA helicase activity; nucleic acid binding; four-way junction helicase activity
Source: RefSeq, a predicted model, not a curated record
AUGGAGGAUUUGCGCCGACACGCGGAGUUGCCGGCAGAGGAGCAGCAGCGGAGGCAGCAGGAGCAAGGGGAGGAGGACAGGCGGAGAGGUGGGAGCAGGGCGGAGAGCAGCAGCCGAGUCGAGCAGGACAGGCGGCGGAGGCAGCAGACCCAGGCGGAGAUUUUGGCCAUCAUAUGCAACAGUUUCAGCCGGAUGGUCGACAAGGCGCAAGCGACGGUCCAGGCGGCGGUCAACAUCGAGGUCAGGUUCGAGAUGGCCCGCAAGGAGAGCAACACCAAGCCGGGGUACCCGUUCGAGGCGCGCAUGGGCGAGGACACCAAGCAGCGGUACAAGCAGGCAUGGCAGCGGGUCAUCGGAGCAUUGUGGGAUUUCAUCGAGGAAGCCCGGUUGGAAUGGGCAGAGGGUGAAGCAGCAGAAACAGUAGUCCCAGUGGAUGAGAAUGUCGAGAAUGAGAAUGAGGAAGAGGAGGUUGAAUUCGAGUUUGAAGAGGAGGGCGAGACCAGCAGAGAUGGGUUGGGGGAUAUCGUCAGUGAAGGAGGCAGUGAUGAGGGCAGUGAUGAGGGCAGUGAUGAGGGCAGUGAUGAGGGCAGUGAUGAGGGCAGUGAUGAGGAGGAGGACGAAAACGAGUUGAGUUUGUUGGAGCGCAAGUGUUUGGCGUUUUGCAUCAGUUUGUUGGACCACCAGACCGAGGAUGACAGCCACGCCAACGCGUUGAUCAGCGGAUUGGCCGUGUUAGGAAUUAGUGAGGAGGGGAAAGAGUGGCAGAGCCCAUUGGUGUACACGCCCAGGUUGUCGGCAGUCAUCAAGUUGGCGCGCAUCAUGGUGGUGCAGAGCGCGUGGCAGGCGGCCAGGGACAGCGGAGACGGCAGGAUUUGGCGGCGGGUGCGCGAGAUGGUCAACAGGUUCAUGGUUAGGGACGAGCCGACGCCGAUGAGUUGGAUGUACGACGCCAGGACGUACGGGAUGAAGAUCAGGUACACGACCACGGCGCCGGGCGCGGUGCGGUGGACGGGGCCAGGCGGCGAGACGUUGGUGUACCGGGACGUCGAGUUCAGCAUGGACGGUUUCCGGGCGUGGGUGCACGGGUUGGCGGGCGAUUGCCGGCAGCGGUUGGUGGAGGAGGUGAUGCAGGUGUCGGCCGGCCAGGAGCGGACGGGAGAGUUGCCAGCCAUCAGAUGGGACCAGUUGCGCGACAACCCGAGCGUGACGGAGCCCGGGUGGUUUUUCAUCAAGGACCCGCGGAAUCAGCAGCCGUUGGAGGACGAGGCGGAUGGCCAGUGGUGGUUGUACGAGCGGUUGGUUACAGGGCAGGAGCGAGGGCAGCAGCGGAGGUGGCAGUUCAUCGCCAACCCGCACGAGGACCCGGCACAGCACCCGGCCAGGUGGAACCGGCAAGCCAUCGACGCGUUUAGACGGACGGUCGGCCGGUUUAAGGAGCAGUUAGCCGUGUUGAUGCACAUCACAGGCGGCGGGCCGGCGCGGGUGCCCGAGUUGAUGAGCAUCCGGUAUUGCAACACGGCCAACGGCGGGCAGCGCAACGUGUUCGUCGAGGACGGGUUGAUGGUGUACGUGACGCGGUACCACAAGGGGCACGGCCGAGAUGGCAGUUUGAAGAUCAUCCACCGGUAUUUGCCACGGGAAGUAGGCGAGUUGUUGAUGUAUUACGUGUGGAUGGUCGUCCCGUUCGAGCGGUUGUUGGCGUACGCGGCGGAUGGGAGGGACAGGCCACCGGAAGAGCACGGAUUCGUUUGGAGCACGGAGGGACCGGCAGCAGCCAAGUGGACGGCCAGCCGGUUCCGCAACGCGUUGAAGCGGGAGAGCAAGAUGCGGAUGGGGGUAGAGAUCAACGUGGCCACGUACCGGCAGUGCGUCCAGGCGAUCGGAAACAAGUUCAUCAAGGGGGAUUGUUUUUUCGACGCGGAUGAAGCAGGGGAGGAUACGGAGGGCGGAGGAGGCGACGGCGACGCAGAGGGUCAAAGCCACACGUGGGACAUGCAGUUCGGACACAGCACGCGCAUGGCAGGCGCAGUGUACGGCCGGUUGAUGAUCGAGGCGGCCCAGGAGUUGAAGACGACGAUGGAGAGGUACAGGGCAGCCAGCGUCCGGUUCCACCAGUUCCAGCAGCACGCGUCCACGUUACAGCAAUUACGGCAAGGCGGUAAGAAGCGGUCAGCGGCGGCAAUCGCGGAGGACAUGGACGCAAAUUUCAGGCGUUGGAAGAAGGUAAAGACGGUGGACAGGCGGCAGAUGUUGCGGCAGUUGACAGGCCAGAAGGACGCCGAGUUCAGAGGGGUGCAGGAGCAGGCGGUAGAGGCGGUAGUAGAAGGCCGCAGCCCGUUGUUGGUGGUGAUGGGGACAGGCGCAGGCAAGAGCAUGGCAUUUAUGAUCCCGGCGUUGUGCACGGCCAGCGUGGGCGAGACGGGGACGACGGUGGUGGUGGUACCGUUGAAUUCGUUGCGGGAGAACAUGGUGGACAGAUGCCGCAAGGCAGGCAUUUCGGCAGUCGAGUGGGACAGGCAGCGGCCGAGCGAGGCGUCCAUCGUGUUCGUCACGCCAGAGUCGGCGGUCAGCAAGGCGUUCAGCGGGUUUUUAGACCGGUUGAAGAGCAGGCAGCGUUUGGACCGGAUCGUCAUCGACGAGUGCCACACGGUGUUGGACGGACGAGGCAGUUUCAGGCCGAAGUUGCAGGAGUUGGGCAAGUUGGUAGAGGCCAAGGCGCAGUUGGUCAUGUUGACGGCAACGUUGCCCCCGGCGGAGGAGGGGCGGUUGUUCGAGAUCAUGCGGGUGAAGAAAGAGGAGGUAACGAGGUUACGGGCAGCAACGGUGCGUAAAAACGUGCGGUACCGGGUGCAGCAGGCGGAGGGGAUAAAGAAGCAGGCGGAUUUGAUUGCGGCAGUCGUCCAGGAGGUACGGCGGUUGCAGGGUCGAUUCGGGAUUCGAGAAGCAGGCGAGGGCGAGGGUGAGGGUCAGGGCGAGGGUGAGGGCGAGGGUGAGGGCGAGGGUGAGGGUCAGGACGAGGGUGAGGGCGAGGGUGAGGGCGAGGGUGAGGGCGAGGGUGAGGGCGAGGGCGAGGGUGAGGGUCAGGGUGAGGGUGAGAGAAGCGGUAGGAUUGUGGUGUACAGCAACAGCACCAGACGAACGGAGCAGUUGGCGCAGGCAUUGGGAUGCAACGCAUACCAUGGGAAGCAGGCGGACAAGCAGCAAAAGUCGAGGAAUUUGGCGUAUUGGGCAUACGGUAAUUGCCGGUUGAUUGUGGCAACAAAUGCAUUGGGGUUGGGCAUCGAUGUGCCAGACAUUUUGGCAGUUGUUCACGCGGAGAGGCCAGCCAGUUUGGUUGAAUACGGGCAGGAGAGUGGCAGGGCAGGGCGCGGAGGACAGACCAGCGAGGCAGUGAUUGUGGACAGUGGUAAAAGGUGGACGAGAGCAGUGACGGAGAAUGACGCGGGCAAUGAGCAGGCAGGAAAGGAGAUGGACAAGUUCAUGAGCGGACAGCAUUGCAGGCGAGCAGUGUUGGACGGGUACAUGGAUGGUGACAGGGUUAGGGUGAGAUUCGGCAGCAGAGCAGGGAGGGGAGCAAGGAGGGCAGCAGGAGGAGCAGCAGGAGGAGCAGCAGCAGCCAUCGACAACAGAAAGAGCAAGGAGCACAGGCAGAAGCAAAGGCAGAAGCAAAGGUAG